Molecule: messenger RNA, 858 nt
Organism: Symbiodinium necroappetens
Lineage: Eukaryota; Dinophyceae; Suessiales; Symbiodiniaceae
Source: the annotation of a GenBank genome assembly
AUGGCGUGGCUUACGGACCUGCUGAGUGUCAGACAUAUUGGGUUUCUGAUGCCGAGUCUCUGCCUUUCCCGAAAGCACAACCUCACGGAGCAUCUGGCUUUGAACUCCAGAUCCCCGAGAAUCGUCGUGAGCACUUGGCACGAUGAGCCAGACUGUGCUGAUGUGGCGGCUGACGAUGGGACGGACCAAGCCUGUGCCAUCAUGAUGACAAACCAAACGAAUGGCAUGCGCUUUAAGAACGACGAUGCGCUGUCAGUCUGGACGCCUGGACGGUGGAAGAAAGUCUUUCACAACGUGGACCAAUGGUGGUACUAUGACCGUACCGUAACAGCAGAGUGGCUGGACUUCUUGGCAAAUUCAACAGGUCUGCCUGCUUCAGUUUUCGGGUUUUAUGAGCUGUCUGACAUGUCCGUGUAUGGCAUGAUGAUGCAUUGGUCUGCGUUCUAUGCUCAUCCUGGACGCACCGAAGUCGUCAACAUCAGAGCAGAAAUCCGCAAAGUCGAUCCUGGCGCCUUUAGCAGGUGCUGCAGCUGUUCGCUACCAACGGCGACGGGUCUGCCCCCCCGAUGCUCAACAGCACUUGAGCUGUUUCAGGGCUGCCUGACAGUCAUCCCUCUCGAUCGACGCUUGGAGAUCGCCAUCGAGCGGCUGGGCUUUUUUGGCUUCUCCAACUACAACCGCUUUCAACAUGUUCCAGAUGUCGCAUACAACACGCUGACUGAUGCUAAGCAUGGCUUGCACUGGUGCUACAUCAACUGUUUCAAGGUCGAUGCAAUGAAUAAGAUGCUGCACUUGCAACAUGUCGAUCUUCAAGGCAUCUACCAGCAGAGGGAAGCUUUCACUCAGACCACCGUGUGA